Molecule: messenger RNA, 906 nt
Organism: Colletotrichum acutatum
Lineage: Eukaryota; Fungi; Ascomycota; Sordariomycetes; Glomerellales; Glomerellaceae
Product: CFEM domain-containing protein
Exons: 6
Coding region: 1-906 (301 amino acids)
Source: RefSeq, a predicted model, not a curated record
AUGCUUCCAACACUCGCCAUUAUUCUUCGGCUAAUAACGAAGUUUGCUCGGCUAUCACCGUGGGGUUGGGAUGACUACACUAUCAUUGUGGCAUACAUUCUACUUGUGGCGUACGUGUCUUUACACGUCUUUCUCGAGGAUAACGGUGCUGGGAGAGAUCUAUGGACUCUCAGUGAUUCAGAAAUUACCCAUUUCUUCAAGGGCUUCUACGCACUACAAACUUUAUAUCAUUCAUGCAUCGACAUCAUCAAGGCAUCGAUUCUCUUCAUGUACCUCCGAAUCUUCCACCUGCCCGGCGAAAAAAUCACCAUUGCUUUGUGGGUUACGCAGGUCCUUAACCUCAUGAAUGGCAUCAUCUUCAUCUUCGUUGGCCUGUUCCAGUGCAAUCCCGUGAGUCUAGCAUGGACAUUCUGGACAGGGGAUGCGACUGGAAAGUGUAUCGAUAUCAUCUAUCUCGCGCUAGCACACGCAGGUAUCAACAUUGCGCUGGACGUUUGGAUGCUUGUUCUUCCUCUGACACAAGUUUGGGGCAUGAAUCUGGCUCGCCGCAAGAAGUUUGCUAUCAUGUUCAUGUUCAGUCUUGGUCUGUUUCUCACAGUUGUAAGCUGCAUCCGGAUCAAAGCAAUCUUAGAUUUCAGAAAAGAUCCGCUCAACCCUACCGUGGCCAUGAUGCCCAGCGUCAUUUGGACGGACCUUGAGCUGUACGUCGGAAUUUUCACGGCUUGCAUACCAACUCUUCGUCAAUUCUUUGUUCGGUUCAUUCUUCAACAGUCAGAAAAGAAGAAGCGCUUGAGUUCAGCUGCGGCUGAGUACAGAAGCUCAAUUCUCACGCCGAAGAAGGGCGGGUCGCAGCAAAUGAGCGAGCUCGACACCGUAGAUGAGAGCAGCCACAAUAAUUCUCCAUAA